Aedes aegypti (yellow fever mosquito) is the source of this 2643-nucleotide messenger RNA. Its product is annotated as zinc finger protein 62. NCBI's taxonomy places the organism in Eukaryota, Metazoa, Arthropoda, Insecta, Diptera, Culicidae. Gene Ontology annotation, biological process: regulation of transcription by RNA polymerase II. The record is from RefSeq and is a predicted model, not a curated record. Gene Ontology annotation, cellular component: nucleus. Bases 287 to 2566 code for a protein of 759 amino acids. The transcript has 3 exons. Gene Ontology annotation, molecular function: RNA polymerase II transcription regulatory region sequence-specific DNA binding; DNA-binding transcription factor activity, RNA polymerase II-specific.
UGUUCAAUUUGUAAUGUAUUAUGAAAUUCAAAACAAAUCUUUUGAAUUCAUUUGUAAAUAAAAUUUGUUUACAAAUGUCACUUAAUUAAAAGUUUUACUUAGGAUGGUUAAUUCAACCAUAAAAUUGUUAUUCCAACAAUACCAACAAUGCAGCUCGUUACGCUUGGCUAGUGUUCGCGAUGAAUUCAAUCUUCAUUUGUAGCAAAGUUGGUACAAUUUUGUAAGUUAGUGGUCCAUCAAAAUAAUAAAAUUUUGUGAAUAAAACCAACUUCUCGACGACCUAAAGAUGUCACUUCUAGAGGAAUUGAUUCAAUGUGCAUUUUGCCAAACAAAGACGACAACUUUCACCGUAAUCAAAGGAGAUCGACUGUGCAAUCGAUGUCUAUCGACAUCCACGUAUGGCAGCAAUGAUUCUACCUUCAAGGUGGAAUUGUUGGAUUCUGAUGAAAGCGGUUUGUUUGCUAAUUCCAGAAACAUAACAAUCGAAAGGAAUGCUGAUUUUGGGAUUAUUAAGACUGAACCCAGCUCUGCUGGUUACGAACCAAUGACUAGCAUUAGUUCACUUCCAAAAGGUGCACUUGUCCAUAUUGAAAACGACAUAAGAGAUUCAAACCACAAAACACCAAUCGAGAUUGUUCAGGGAAAUGUUGGAUACAGUAAUUCUACAUCAUCUUAUCUUGAACUCGAACAACCCAUACAAGUUAAGCAAGAAAAGAUCGACGAUGAUUGCGAUAUGCAAAUCGAAUCCCAGUAUCAUUAUGAUGAUCAAACCGCAAACUUUGAUAUUAAAGAGGAAAUUACUUUCGAAGAACCCUGCCUAACGGAAGUACAACUGGGACCCGUGGAAAGAAAACCGCCAGUCAGUUGUCCACAAUGCGACAAAUGUUUCCCAAACCGUGCCGCGCUGCAUCAGCACGUGAGACGUAUACACCACGCCAAGCCACUGGAUUGUGACGUUUGCGGUUUGGAACUGCCCAACACCGAUCGGCUCAACUAUCAUAAGCGCACAGCCCACGAAUCUCCCCAGCUGCAGUGCCCACAAUGUCCGAAAAAGUUCGCACUGCCCAACGGUCUGAAAAAGCACAUUCUAACGCAUUCCGCGCCCAAAAAAGACCACCGCCUAGAAUGUACCAUCUGCGGUCGGAAGUUCAAAUCUCGCGUCAGACUCCAGCGGCACAUGGAGCGCAAAACGGUCCAUCAGGAACGGACUUGUCCCGUUUGCGGAGUGGUAAUUAUGGGAUACGAACGCUUCGAGGAGCAUUUGUCCACUCAUCCGAAGCCACCAAAGACACCGAAUCGGUUGAAAGAUUUCAAAAUUUCCUGUAAGUAUUGCGAUCACAAGACUACAAGCAAGACAUUGCUCCGCAAGCACAAUGAUGAGUACCAUGCGGAUGAGAAAACCGUUCGAUGUCGGAUCUGCUUCGUCUGGUGCAACGGAAAAGCGUUGUUCGAGCAACACGUUCAACAAGAGCAUCAGGGUAAUCAACGACAGUGUGAGGUGUGCUUGGAAGGCUGCGUUGAACUCGCAGAAUUGGAGAAGCAUAAGAAUAACUGUCUAGGUCGAGUUCUUUUCAAGUGUCUAGCUUGUCCGUUGAAUUAUGUGAAACGAGAGGCAGCCCUAAAGCAUUUGCAAACUCACGAAGCACUGGAAACUCUAGAGAACUCCAUCUCUGAAACACGCAGCAUGCAUAAGAUCUUCACGUGUGCGCUAUGCGCAGACGAUCGAGGAUACGAAGAACAGCCGUACAAUGAACACGUCAAAGAGGUGCACAACGGCUAUCAUAUACUGUGCCCAGAUUGCGGAGCAAAGUUCCGUCUCCAUAGGAGUUUCGUCAACCACCGAUCCAGUCAAUGUAUGUUCGGCGAAAAAUCUAAAGAGAAAGUUUCCAUCAUGUACGCCCCUGUGGUUACUCAAUGUUUGCAUUGUCCUCGAUCGUUCAAGAAUCGCUGGCGAAUGGAGGAGCACAUUCGACGAAUUCACAAGGCCAAACCGGCCGAAUGCGACAUAUGUGGCUUGAAACUGGCCAGUGCCAGUCUGGUGAAGUCCCAUAAGCUAUCUGUUCACACCGAAGCCAACAUCCAAUGUCCGCACUGUCAGAAAAAGUUUGUCAGCAAGUAUUACUUCGAAUGCCACCUCGCUACACACCAGGAAGGCAGUCAUCUGUGCGAAGAAUGUGGCGGGAAAUACAAGACUAAGCAGAUCCUGAAGCUGCACAUCAAGCGAGUCCAUAAUCUCAACAAGGCCCCUCGUAUCAAGACCGAACCCGCGGAAAAGUCCUCCCCAACGCCGGACACCGAACUGAUCAAGUGUAAAGUUUGCGAAAAGGAAUUCAAAGGUCCAGUGCGGCUGCGAAUUCACAUGAAGAUCCACGACCCCAACCGGAAGCAGUACGGCUGUAAGAUGUGCGAUGCGACGUUUGUGACGCGCAUUGGACUGCGGCAACAUAUGGCCAACAAGGACGUCCAUCACGAGGUGACUUGUGCGGUGUGUAACACUUAUUUCAGGAGCAGGGAACGGUACGAGGAGCACAUGUUAAAGCACGCCGCGGAAUCGACUGAAGGAUAAUAUGAACUGAAUAAGGUUAUUUGAUUUAUUUAUUAUGUGAUAUAUAUUCCAGAAAAUACACCAGAUAUAACGGCAUA